AUGAAGUACUCUGCCGCCGCCGCCCUCUCCAUGGCCACCAUGGUCGUGGCCAAGCCCAGCAUCACCAACACCGUCUUCGUCCUCGAGGAGGGUGAGCCCUUCACCGUCACCUACGCCGGUUGCAGCUCCGGCUGCACCAUCGAGCUCGAGAACGGUUCGGCCACCAACCUCAAGACGUUCAAGACUCUGACCUCCUCCGCUACCGGCAACUCCUUCACCUUCACCCCCUCCAUGCCCUCGGACCUGUACGCCUUCAAGAUCACCGACAACUCGUCCGGAGAGGAGAACUAUUCGAUCCAGUUCGACUACCAGGGUACUGGUGAGGCCAGCGCCAGCGCCACCACCACCACCGCCGAGUCCACCUCUGCGUCCACCUCUGCGUCCACCUCUGCUUCCACCAAGACCUCUACCUCUACCUCUACCUCUACCACCGAGACCGAGGAGACCACCACCACCACCACCACCCCUUCGUCCACCGUCACCUCCGAGACUUCCUCCACCACCGACGACGACAGGUCCACCACCGCUACCUCUACCCCUUCGUCCAAGACGGACGACUCUACCACCCUCACUACCGCUUCCGCCACCAGCUCCGAGACUCCCUCUUCUACC
Geosmithia morbida is the source of this 612-nucleotide messenger RNA. RefSeq names its product Extracellular matrix protein. NCBI's taxonomy places the organism in Eukaryota, Fungi, Ascomycota, Sordariomycetes, Hypocreales, Bionectriaceae. The record is from RefSeq and is a predicted model, not a curated record. The annotation marks the transcript as partial. The transcript has 2 exons.